Molecule: messenger RNA, 1869 nt
Organism: Nematostella vectensis (starlet sea anemone)
Lineage: Eukaryota; Metazoa; Cnidaria; Anthozoa; Actiniaria; Edwardsiidae
Product: enoyl-CoA delta isomerase 2
Exons: 8
Coding region: 62-1525 (487 amino acids)
Source: RefSeq, a predicted model, not a curated record
GUCAUAGUUUUCGCGCGCUUUUUUAUAUGCUUGUUGCAAUGCACCCUGGGAACCAUGCAUCAUGGCCGAUGGAGUCUACGAGAUUAAUGAAAUAAUAGGAAGGCGUAUUACACAAUCUGGCAAAGAAGAGUACCUGGUCCAUUGGAAGAAGUACAAAGUUUGGGAGAGUACGUGGGAACCCUUGGAAAACCUAAGACCCUGCCUGGCAAACGUUGCGGAAUUCAUUCACAAGGCUUACCCGAUUCCAGGACUUUAUGCUUCUGAGAUUCUUCACCUUAAACCCAAGUUAGGAGGACAUCUAUCUCAGCCAAAACUAAAGAAAAUCACCCAGGUAAACAAGAAAAAGUUAAGAGCGACCCAUCACAAAGCUAUCUUGGACGAAAUUAUGAAAGAAAAGGCCAAGGAGAUUGAUGUUAAAAAAGAGAGAAGCACUAUAAGCAGACGUGGCAAGAAACGGGAGCCAGAAGUCACACGUUAUGUCCUCAGAAAGGAUGAUCAAACUGUUUUCAAUGGACAAACUUUAGAUAAAAAUCAAAACUGUAGAAUAUUAAGCAGUCCAGAGGCAAGACAUAAGCGUAGGAGGUACAAUUCCAUGGAUGACAAACAUCCCAUGAGGGCAAUGUCCCCACGUAAGAGCAAAGACCAUGCUUUGCUAGCUAUGGCAAGCGCAAAUAUGAAAAAUAAUCACUUUAACUUCCUUGGCAUGGAUGAGCACACUAGUGAACCUGUUAGAACAACAAGGACGCAUGGCCAGCUGCAGGAGAGUAUUAUGGUCUGUCAGGAAGGAGGUGUUCUCAAAUUGACUAUUUGUAAUGAAGCAAAACAGAAUGCAUUAACAAUUGAGAUGUGUGAGCAACUUGUAGCAGCUCUUCAUGAGGCCUCUAAAGAUGAUGUGAAUGUUGUAGUUAUCAUUGGUGCUGGGAAAUACUUCUGCAGUGGUUUGGAUUAUACCUGUGUUUUUACAAGAGGGCCUCAGCAAAAGCAAAAUACAAAGUUGCUAGUAGAAAGAUUUAAGCUGCUGGUGGAAGUCAUCAUUCAUUGUUCUAAGCCAAUAAUAGCAGCAGUCAAUGGGGAUGCCAAAGGCUUUGGCACAUCACUUGUUGCACUCUGUGAUAUUGUCUAUGUGUGUGAAAAGAUAAACCUGGAACUUUCUUUCACCAAAUGGGGCCACACUCCUAUUGGCUGCUGUACCUAUACCUUGCCACAGGCUGUGGGCCAUGCUGGGGCGUAUGGGAUGCUUCUUUUUAGUACCAAAAUGUCUGCUGAAGAUGCAUGGAUGAAUGGGCUUGCAUCAGAAACCCUGGACAGCGACUCCUUUACAGACAUUGUCUCACAAAGAGCCAAAAUCCUGGCUGCAAUGAACACAAAGUGUAUACAAGACACGAAGUCCCUCCUACAAGGAGAGAAUCAGCAAAGACUCAAAAACAUCAAUGCAGAAGAGUGUAACCUGUUACAGAAAUACCUGCUGGACGAGAGGGGUGUUGCCGCGCUUGCCACAGCAUGGAAAGAGGAUGUCAUGGGGUAGGCAUCAUCCCAGAUAGGAAUUGGAGAUGGGAUACAGCAUCCAAAGGAAAAGGGGUACACCACUGAAAGGUGAUGGGGUGGUGUCUAAAGGGUGGGGCACACCACUCAGAGGUAAUGGAGAGGCCUAAAAAAAAAAGGGGUGAGCCUCUGAACUGGAUGGGGUGACCCCCUUUGUAUAUUUCUUUUUCUGGUGGUGAUACCUGUUUUUAUCAUAUUUGCAGAAUAUAAUUUUCAGCACUUAUCUUUAUAUAAUCACUGUAUGUAAUAUAUAAUUUAACACCUUUUAGACAUAGAUUCUUUUAGUAUUGUGAAUACAUUUUUAGAAAUAAAAUUUGAAAAAUAUAA